AUGGAGCAAUUGCUUUCUUUCCCAGACGAUGAUAGAUGCACCAGGACAGGCAUAUGCGGCCCCAAACUCAUACUGCACGAUAUCCCUGACAAAUACCAGCGCCUAAACUGUUCGUGCCCAGAGAGCUAUGAGUUCUUGGAUGCACAACACAGCUACAAGGGCUGCACGCCAAACUUUAUCCCCUACAUCUUUGACGGAAGGACCACUCCGUCGAUGGAGGUAUGGACGCUUACAGCCGGGAGGCAGGAAAGCGGCAUUGCCAUGAAGGCACUGAUCAAAGUACGGCAAAGCAUGCCCACCAUCAUCCGUGUAUCACUGACAACCAAAUUGCUUUACAUAACAAUCGGUGUUUUGGCAAUUGUAUCUGUGGUAUCUAUCAUGACGGCAGCAGCUGGGGGACAGCCUAACGACCAGGGUGAGAGCGCCACCAUGAGAGCCUGGGUAGAGAGCUUGGUCAGGAGUGGGAAGGCCGAGCUCUUGGUGGGAGGGAAAGGGAUGGGAGCAUCAGUUCCAGACUUCCAAUGUGAUCUGAUUAUAUUUUCGAUUCCUGUGUCGAUGUUCUCACAUGCCACUACACCAGCAAUGUUGGGCGAAGCAGGUUCUGCAGCUGCAAGUCUCGGUCAGAGAGUGAAAGCUACUCUGGUUCUUGGAGCAGAAUCAUUUGCCGUCGGUCCUGAGUCUGGACUCCUGUCGGACUAG
Molecule: messenger RNA, 699 nt
Organism: Miscanthus lutarioriparius
Lineage: Eukaryota; Viridiplantae; Streptophyta; Magnoliopsida; Poales; Poaceae
Source: the annotation of a GenBank genome assembly